AUGAGACCUGGGAAGGAGUUUGCAGAUAAGCCCUCUAGACCUUGCCAGUUGCUAACAGGGCUCCCCAAGCCCUGGAGUAGACUCAGUUCUGCUCUGGGCAAGCAUGGCCCUGGCUGAGGCCCUGAUGUAGAGCAGAGAUUGAAAUUACUGGCAAAUGGAACUUUGGAGGAGUCUUGCUCUAGGGAACUGGCCUGUGCUUAACCUCCUGCUGAUUAACCCCUGGGUCUGGGCCUCUGGGAGACCUUUCCAGUAGGAGUGGGAUAAUAGACCCAAAUAUGAUCCUCAGCUCAUGUGGGUGUGUGCUCAAGUCUCGAAGGCAAAUACUGAGCAAAGAGACCCUAGGGAGCCAAGGGGUCGGUGGAGUGAAGAGGAAGACCCUUUGGGUGUGCAGUCACUGAGGUAGCCACUGCGUGACUCACAGAUGCUUCUCCCUGGAGUUGGCCUUGGUGUCCCCUCUUGCUGCUGAUUCUGCCCAUUUUGAGUGCAUCUGCCAGGACUCUGCUACAGAGAGUCCUCACUGCUGUCUUUUAUACAUUGACUCAAGUUUCAGCUGGAAGGAGAUCACCUGGUCCUACCUCCAUAUUUUUCAGAUGAAGAGACAGGUCCACAGAGGGAAGUACCCAGAACUGAGGUCACACACCAGCUCGGGAGCCCAACCAUGGACAGGGCUUAGGGCUCCCGCUUCAUCAGCCAGACUUCUGUGCCCCACCUUGCUUUAGAAGGUGCAGUUUAUUAUUCAUCCAGCAGGUGCCUGGUGGUUGACAAUUAGACCUGGUCACAGUGCAGGGAGCUUGCUGGUGGCAGCAGUGGUGGUGGAGAAGUAUAGAGGAAGAGGCAAGGAAACAGAUGAACAAAUUGAAUCACUGAUCACCAGAAAGGUGCCUCCCAGAAUAGGGCCCAUCUCAGAUGAUUGCAGAUUUUAAAUCCUGAUAGAGCCCUCUGGAGGCCAGUCCUGGCAGUUUCCCAGGAUUCGAAGCUAUUAGACCCCACAUGGAAUCAAGUGCGUCAUGUCCAGCAGAUGCUGCACCUUUGGCGAAGAGACAGUUUCGUGUCCUCGUGGGUGUCACUGGGAGUGUUGCAGCCCUGAAGUUGCCUCUUCUGGUGUCUAGGCUUUUGGACAUUCCUGGCCUGGAAGUAGCAGUGGUCACCACCGAGAGAGCCAAACAUUUCUACAGCCCCCAGGACAUUCCUGUCACUCUCUACAGCGACGCUGAUGAAUGGGAGAUGUGGAAGUGCCGAUCCGACCCCGUUCUCCACAUUGACCUGCGGAGGUGGGCAGAUCUCAUGCUGGUGGCUCCUCUUGAUGCCAACACCCUGGGGAAGGUGGCCAGUGGUAUAUGUGACAACUUGCUUACCUGUGUCAUCCGGGCCUGGGACUGCCGAAAGCCCCUGCUCUUCUGCCCGGCGAUGAACACCGCCAUGUGGGAGCAUCCCGUCACCGCGCAGCAGGUGGGCCUGCUCAAGGCCUUCGGCUAUGUGGAGAUUCCUUGUGUGGCCAAGAAGUUGGUGUGUGGAGAUGAAGGUCUAGGGGCCAUGGCUGAGGUGGGCACCAUUGUGGACAAGGUGAAAGAAGUCCUCUUCUGUCGUGGCGGCUCUCAGCAGAGCUGAACCUGGGAUUUCUGUUGUUUGUAUCCUUCUGCACCCUGCGUGUUUUCAGGCCAAGUCUAUGAAGAAGAUGGACAUCGGCAAAAUACGGUGAAGACUUCUGGGUUUACUGAGUAGGGGUGUAGCCUGGGCCUGCUCCAGAGCCUCCCCAGGGGCCUCACUUGCCUCAGGUUAAAUUAGACCAAAGGCCCAGAUCCCAACUUCUUUCCAACUAAGAGAUGGCUGCAUUCUGGGCCCCUCCCCCACCUUCUCCUGGGAUAGGCAUAGCAAGCUGCUGCUGUGUGGCCCUGUGCUCUGGGAAGGGGACUGAGGGAGGACUGAGAAACCUUGAUUCUGCAUCGUGCAGGGGAGCCACUUCAGCUCCUUGGUGGGGUGCCCAGCUGCCAUGCAGAGAGUCAGGGAAGCCUGUAAGUUGGCAAGAUGCCGAGUUUCUCCACAGACCAUGCUGUGAGAUCGGGGGUACUGGGGAAUAAAGAAGAGUGACUUUUA
Messenger RNA from Leopardus geoffroyi (Geoffroy's cat), 2094 nucleotides. It is a transcript of the gene PPCDC, whose product is annotated as phosphopantothenoylcysteine decarboxylase. Lineage: Eukaryota; Metazoa; Chordata; Mammalia; Carnivora; Felidae. The coding region runs from base 991 to 1608 and encodes 205 amino acids. The record is from RefSeq and is a predicted model, not a curated record. Gene Ontology annotation, molecular function: phosphopantothenoylcysteine decarboxylase activity; FMN binding. The transcript has 6 exons. Gene Ontology annotation, biological process: coenzyme A biosynthetic process. Gene Ontology annotation, cellular component: phosphopantothenoylcysteine decarboxylase complex.